AUGACUGCCAUCCUCCCCAACGUGGAUGAUGCCCACCGGGUGGACCCCAACGAGUUCGGAACGAGCUGGCACCCGUCCAACACCAAUCUCGCGUUGAGAUCUCCCCUUGGAGGUCAUGUAUUUGAACCGCUGACCGCUCUGGGCUGGGUGAAGCCCGUCGAUAAGCUUCUCAGUGCGCGAACCUAUAGCAUUGUAGGACCCUUCGGGCACGAUGUCAUCUCAGGAGAAGCUACCAUCGAACACUGCCGCAACAGCAAAACAGAGGUUGUCAUCAACCCUCAAGACAUACAAGAGCUGCUCUCGGGCAAAGCGGUAGUGAACGGCCUUGGCGUUAUCGUGGAUUUCUACCUCGAAGACGUAGACGAAAUCAGUGGGUGGGAACUGACCGUCAAUGCCAAACAUGAUUGGUUUGACCCUCGUGACGAAGAACUUAAGGAAUUUGUGAUUACAUAUCACUUCGGUUUACUUACUCCAAUCGAAUUCGACUGGCCGCAGAUUGCGGUGGGCGCGAAAAUGGCGCUCCAUGGUUACGUUCUUAGGAAAUGCCCUGAGUCUGGACGUUUUAUUGUAAAACAAAGGAAUCUCGUCUGUCAGGAUCCAUCAAACCAAUGUGGAAUUGGUGUUGGCACUUCAGGAGGAAAUGGACACCAAAAUGCUAUUCAUAUACAACAAUGCUCACUCUUAGACCUUUGGCCAAAAGGUCUAUCUAAGAGUGAGAUAUGGGAGAGACAACAACCAAGCCUUUCAUGA
This is a messenger RNA of Melampsora larici-populina 98AG31, 750 nucleotides long. RefSeq lists its product as uncharacterized. NCBI's taxonomy places the organism in Eukaryota, Fungi, Basidiomycota, Pucciniomycetes, Pucciniales, Melampsoraceae. The record is from RefSeq and is a predicted model, not a curated record. Bases 1 to 750 code for a protein of 249 amino acids. The transcript has 5 exons.